AUGGCCCCGUCACAUCUGCGAACCCCGCCCCAGGCGCCCCCAUUGUUCACAGGAACACCGUCGUCCAUCCUCGCCGACACCAAACGGCUCAUUGAGCAAUCUCGAAAGGUGCAAGAUGCCGUAGCCAAGAGCGUUGAACUCGAAGCAGCCACGUUUGACAAAGUUGUGUUGCCGCUGGCGGAAGAUGAGAAUACCAUGGCGUUGGAAUCGCACAUCUUGGGCUUUUAUCAGUCUGUUUCGACUGAUGUGGGGCUUCGUGAUGCGUCGACUGAGGCUGAAAGAUUGAUGAAUGACUUUGCCAUUGAGACAGCUAUGCGUGAGGAUUUGUUCAAGUUGACUGAUGCGGUGUUGAAGAAGGGUGAGAAGCUGGACCCGGAGUCGCAGAAGUUGCUGGAGAAGGAGCACAAGGACUAUAUCCGAAAUGGGCUGGGAUUGCCUGCUGGGCCGAAGAGAGAUCGAUUCAAGGAAAUCAAGAAGAGGUUGAGUCAGAUCGCCCUUGAAUUCCAAAAAAAUUUGAAUGAAGAGAGAGGUGGUGUGUGGUUGACGAAGGAGGAGCUGCAUGGGGUGCCGGAGGAUGUGGUUUCAGGGCUGAAGAAGGGCGAGGGAGAGAAUGAAGGGAAGCUGUUCUUGACGUUCAAAUACCCCGAUCUAUUCCCGUUGACAAAGUACGCUACGAAUGCCGAUGUGAGGAAACGUGUCAUGAUUGCGAACGAAAACAAGUGCAACCAGAAUGUUCCUCUGUUUAGAGAGGCCGUCAUCCUUCGCGACGAAGCCGCACGGCUGCUUGGGUACCCAAACCAUGCUACCUUCCGUGUCGAGGACAAGAUGGCGAAAACACCGGAGACGGUUGAUAAAUUCUUGGGUGAUCUUCGUGCCAGGCUAAAGGAUGGAGGCCUUAAGGAAAUUGCAAAGCUGAAGGAGCUCAAGGCAAAUGACUUGAAAUCCCGGAAUCCAAGCCAAGAAAGUGAUGGGCAUUAUUUUCUAUGGGACCAUCGCUUUUACGAUCGCAUGAUGCUGGAAAAGGACUACCAAUUAGACCACCAACUGAUUGCAGAGUUUUUCCCAUUGCAUACCACUAUCCGUGGGAUGUUGAAGAUUUUUGAGGAACUCUUUGGCCUUGUUUUCGUGCAAAUUGAGGGAGAAGAACGAAGCAAGCUUUCAACGACUGGCAAGGGAGAUGACAUCGUUUGGCAUGAGGAUGUUCAGGUUUUCAGCGUUUGGGACGAUGAGGGCGAGGGCAAUGGCUUUGUCGGUUACUUGUAUCUCGACUUGUUCCCAAGAGACGGCAAAUAUGGACAUGCAGCCAAUUUUAAUUUGCAACCGGGAUUCAUCGCCAGAGAUGGAAAACGCCGAUAUCCAGCGACUGCCUUGGUGUGCAACUUUUCUAAACCCACACCUAAGAAGCCUAGCUUGCUCAAGCACGAUGAAGUGGUGACACUCUUCCACGAGCUGGGCCAUGGUAUUCAUGAUCUCGUGGCGAAGACAGUUUAUGCCCGUUUCCAUGGAACGAACACUGUCCGUGACUUUGUGGAAGCACCUAGUCAAAUGCUGGAAAACUGGUGCUGGACGCCCUCGCAAUUGAAAUCGUUGAGCAAGCAUUUCUCCUAUCUCUCACCUGAGUAUCUAGAAGCUUGGAAAGAUCAGGCAGGCGAUAAACCACGACCUUCAGAGCAGAUAUCUGAUGAACUCAUCGCAAAUCUUAUCAAGACUAAACAUGUCAACGAUGCUUUGUUCAACUUGCGACAGCUUCACUUUGGUAUCUUUGAUAUGACUGUGCAUGAGCCUGCAGACCAUGAUGCUAUCCAAAAACUAAAUAUCACGGAGAAGUAUAACACUCUUCGCAAAGAGAUUACGAGUCUUGAAGGACCUGAGGCGCUUGGCCUUGGUUAUGACUGGGGACACGGUCAGGCAACCUUUGGCCAUCUCAUUGGAGGAUACGACGCUGGAUAUUAUGGCUAUCUUAGCUCCCAAGUGUACUCGGCGGACAUGUUUUACAGUGUGUUCAAGAAGAACCCGAUGGAUGGGAAGGAAGGGCGGAGAUACCGGCAUGUUGUUCUUGAGAAGGGAGGCAGCCAAGAGGAGAUGGAAACAUUGAAGCAGUUCCUCGGCCGCGAACCUCAGCCAGAUGCAUUCUACAAGGAGCUAGGCUUAGCUUAA
Uncinocarpus reesii 1704 is the source of this 2157-nucleotide messenger RNA. Its product is annotated as MepB protein. Lineage: Eukaryota; Fungi; Ascomycota; Eurotiomycetes; Onygenales; Onygenaceae. Gene Ontology annotation, biological process: peptide metabolic process; proteolysis. Bases 1 to 2157 code for a protein of 718 amino acids. The transcript has 3 exons. Gene Ontology annotation, cellular component: mitochondrial intermembrane space. The record is from RefSeq and is a predicted model, not a curated record. Gene Ontology annotation, molecular function: metalloendopeptidase activity.